Messenger RNA from Acanthopagrus latus (yellowfin seabream), 7136 nucleotides. It is a transcript of the gene wnk4a, whose product is annotated as WNK lysine deficient protein kinase 4a. Gene Ontology annotation, molecular function: chloride channel inhibitor activity; protein serine/threonine kinase activity; ATP binding. The coding region runs from base 739 to 5265 and encodes 1508 amino acids. The record is from RefSeq and is a predicted model, not a curated record. Gene Ontology annotation, biological process: positive regulation of potassium ion import across plasma membrane; negative regulation of sodium ion transport; renal sodium ion absorption. Gene Ontology annotation, cellular component: cytoplasm; cytosol. Lineage: Eukaryota; Metazoa; Chordata; Actinopteri; Spariformes; Sparidae. The transcript is spliced from 20 exons.
AACCAAACAAAUUAAAUUUAUAGAUCUAAUCUGAAAGCAUAUUUUUGCAAACUAACAACUGCAUCUUACAGAUACACCACAAACUCUUUCUGGGCACCGGUUACACAUGGAACAAUCUACAUAAUCUACGUAAUGAAUGCAAGAACAUUCUAAUGAAGUGUUGAGGUUUUUCAGAGUAUUCGUUUGCAAACACCCCUCCUGUAACACUGUAAUUACUCCCCCUCUGGAGAGGAGCCCUAUUAGCGCGUCACAGUGCGGCGAGGGGAGGAGUUGGCGGCGCGCACUCGGGAGCGCACGGGACGCACAGCCCUCCGGAGCCGUGUUGAUAUAUCCUUUCAGCGGAGGUUAUGGCAGAGGACUUUGUAAAGAGAAGAGAAGCGGACAGCGCUCGUUAUUUCAUGGGAACCAUGCGUCAGUUUGCGCUCGUGUGCGCGAUGCUUUUCUGAAUCGUUUUUACGCACGAGUAAGUAAACUCAUCCUCACUUUCCUGUCUCUUUUUACAUACUUUAAAUAUAUUAUUACGCGUGGCUGUAGCUGCAGGUUAGACUUUUAAAGACAGGCAUGUUUGAUCUCGUCUUGUUAGUCGUGUAACAGGUCUGUUGUUUGGUUUGUCAGUCUUUUGUUUAAAGCCACUGACAUCAUGGAAAAGUAACUCUGGACUGGAAGUAACGGUAACUCUUUGUCCUGGUGCCAUUUCUCAUUUAGGCUCUAAAUCAGGAAGGUGCUGAACCUGCUACCAUGUCACACGCACAGGUUGAGAUACCAGGACGCGGUUUCCCUGGCCUCUCUUUGGAUAUGAACGACGACUGCUUGUCCCGGGUCCCGUCCGUGCUGAGGGCGCAUGGGUUGGGCGCACGGAGGAACUCUUACGGGCUGCAGAAAAUAAGCAUGGACAUCGACUCGCCUCUGUACAGCGGCGCCCUCUCCAAAGCCUUGUCCUGGUCGGCUGAGAAUAUCCUCACCCUGCCCGAAUCCAGAGCAGAGGAUGAGAAAACCGACGACUCUCCGCCGUCCCCGUCUCCAGUUUCCAGCCCGGGCACCAGCUCCAACACGCCCCCGAGCAGCCGGGAGCCCGGCGCCGGCUCCGGCUCCCACAGCGGGACCUGGGAGCCCGUCCAGAGAUCAAGCCCCCAGGACGCCAGCUCCGAGUCUGACAAUGAACUCCAGCACAAACAGCACAAGGUCUUGUCCCGCAUCACGUUUGAUACUCAGUGGGAGCAGGAGGAGAAAGAGGACGUGGAGACCAAGGCGGUGGCGACCUCACCCGAUGGAAGAUACCUGAAAUUCAACAUAGAGAUCGGGAGGGGAUCUUUCAAGACGGUCUAUAAAGGCCUGGACACGGAGACGACAGUGGAGGUGGCGUGGUGUGAGCUGCAGACCCGUAAGCUGACCAAGGCAGAGCGGCAGCGUUUCAGUGAGGAGGUGGAGAUGCUGAAGUGCCUGCAGCACCCGAACAUCGUCCGUUUCCACGACUCCUGGAAGUCGACGGUGAAGGGCCACAAAUGCAUCAUCCUGGUGACUGAACUCAUGACGUCAGGCACGCUCAAAACGUACUUGAAGAGGUUCAAGGAGAUGAAGCUGAAGCUGCUGCAGCGCUGGAGUCGUCAGAUCCUCAAAGGGCUUCACUUCCUGCACACGCGCACUCCUCCCAUCAUCCACCGGGACCUCAAGUGUGACAACAUCUUCAUCACCGGCCCCACCGGCUCCGUCAAGAUAGGAGAUCUGGGACUGGCCACUCUCAAAAGUGCCUCUUUUGCUAAAAGUGUCAUUGGAACACCAGAGUUCAUGGCCCCGGAGAUGUACGAGGAGAAGUACGACGAAGCGGUCGACGUCUACGCCUUUGGAAUGUGCAUCCUGGAGAUGGCCACCUCUGAGUACCCGUACUCCGAGUGCCAAAACGCCGCCCAGAUCUACCGCAAAGUCACCAGUGGAAUUAAACCUGACAGUUUCUACAAGGUCAAAGUCCCAGAGCUCAAGGAGAUCAUUGAGGGCUGCAUUCGUAUGGACAACGAUGAAAGGUACACCAUUCAGGACCUCCUGGAUCACCCUUUCUUCCAGGAGAACAACGGUGUGCACGUGGAGCUGGCUGAGGAGGACGACACGGUGAAGCAGGGCCUGAAGCUCUGGCUGCGCAUGGACGACACCAAGAAACUGCACGGGAAGUACAAGGACAACAACGCCAUCGAGUUCCUCUUUGAGCUGUACAAAGACGUGCCUGAGGAGGUGGCUCAGGAGAUGGUGGUGCUCGGGUUCGUGUGCGAGGCAGACUUCAAGCUUGUGGCCAAGGCCAUACGGGACAGGGUGACGACCAUCAAGCGGCAGAGAGAGAAGCUGAGGCGGCAGGCCGAGGAGCGGAAGAAGAAGCUGGAGCAGGAAGCCCUAGAAGAAGAAUCAGAGCUUCCACCCAGAGUCAGCAGCGUCGUGGCUGCAGAGUCUCCCACCCCGGCCCUGACACCUCCGGCCCCCAUCCUGUCCCCCGUCACCAGCUCGGUGGACUCUGGCGUCAGCUCCAACUAUCCUGCAGAGCCUGAGGAGCCCGAGGCAGACCAGCACUUCCACAUGCGCCACAACAGCCUGUCGUCUGCUAACUCUGACUGUGAGACAGACGGCUAUCUGAGCUCCUCUGGGCUUCAGGAUCCGCUGGAGGCUGGCAGCUUCAACGCGCCCGCGACACCUCCAACACCACGCACCGGCACGCCGACUGCAAACGGUUUCCCCGUCCCAGCCCUCCGCUUCCCGUCGAGCAUUGCUGUAUCCAACAACACAGAACACGGCAACUCAGGACCCCCGAGUGGAUUCAACUCCCCUGUGGACAGCUACGCCUCCGAUGUGACAUCAGGCUUGAGCGACGGCUACGAGGGCCUAUCAGAGAAGAGCGAGAAAACGGCUGCGAGGAGAACCGCCGGGAAGCUGUUCAGGAGGAGGGCGCGCUCGAGGCUGCGCAUCACAGGGCUCUCUGAUAAAGUGGACCGGGUGGUGGAGUGUCAGCUGCAGACGCACAAUGACAAGAUGGUGACCUUCAAGUUUGACCUGGAUGGAGAUAACCCUGAAGACAUCGCUGCUGUCAUGGUGCACAAUGAGUUCAUCCUGCCGUCAGAGAAGGAGGGCUUCAUCCACCGCAUGGGCGACAUCAUCAAACGUGCCGAGUCUCUGAUGGCCAAAGAGCAGCCGGUCCACUCCAGCGGGCACCGACUCCCCCAGCCUCCCUUCCACAGCGGGGUCAACUCACUGUCUGCCUCACAGCCUAAUCUGCACAGUCACACCCUGCCUCGAACCAACUCCUCCUCCUCUCUGCCUGAUUUUAGUGUGGCUAACCCGAACCUCGGGCUGCGCGGCCCCAGUGGAGACAUCUUCAGUGCAGACAUUACUUCACCUGGGCGACCUCUAAUACGCUCACAGUCUUUCCACAACGCCCCAGGCUCUCCUCUCCAUUAUCAGAACCACCACCACCACCACCACCACCACAAUCACCACAACCCUGCGUCUCUCCUGCCCCAUCACCAGCACUACCACUCACCCUACAUGGGCCACAGUCACUUCCCAUUCCCGUACCCAGGCUCUCCGGGCGGCCACCCUCCCCUCACACGUGUAGCCAGUAACCCCACCUUCCCUUCUAUUCCCUCUCCAGCUCCCGGUUCCCCAAGUCCUCUCAGCGAGACGCAGAGCUUUGGAAGCUCUGAGAGUCUGGCCAUGUCCCCACCUGCCCCCCAGCAUCCCAACAUGUGGCCCCCCCACACGCAGCCCCUGUUCUCCUUGGCUAAUGUCAUCUCCAUGGCCAUGAGCAUGGCUCAGUCUUUCAUCCCUCCUGCCAGCCUGCCCACACAGGGGAUGCCCUCUUUUCCAGACUUCUACCCCCAGCUACCCGCUCACAUGGCCGCACAGUCAGGUUACCCUUCAGUCUACCAACAACACUACCAGGCCCCACCGGUGGAGGUCCCGCACCCCUCAGCGGGCAUCCCGGUGCAGAACAACACCUACCACAGCCCCGAGUAUAUGCCUCAGAUGGAUGGUUUUCCACAGAGCAGUCAUCCCAGCUGGAUGCAUCCCUCCAUGCCUUCCACUCCUCCGCCGGUUCCUCAGGAGCCUCUGCAGCAGGUCAGACUCUCCAGUACCCCCAUCCUGACCCCGGAGGACGGUCUCCACAGUUAUGGGCCCCCGUACUCAACACAGGUUCCAGCCCAGGCUGAACCCAGAUCAGAAGUGUCCAGUUCCAUCUGCUCGUCAGAUCUGUCCCCAUCACCCCCAGAGAGCCCAGAAAGCACUUUAUCAUCCUUCAGCACUGAGCUGCACCCGGCUGUAGCUGAGAUGAAAACCAGUACCCCAAAACCGAAAGCCUCCUCCACUGAAUCUGAAGUCCAGUCUGCACCCGUCACUGUCGGGAGGUUCCAGGUGACGCCCAGCAUGGACAUCCCUGCUCCUGCUCUGCCACUACCUGCUGCCCCACAGCCAGCAGAGAGCUGCAGCAACGCGUCAGAGAGCAGCACAGAGGAGCAGGGGGAGUCUGAGACCAGCCUGGCCACCUCCCUCACCAUGUCCCCUCCUCACCCUCAGUCCCACAGAGGCUCGGCAGCGGUCCUCCAGGAGGUCGACGGGCAGGUAGAAUGGGCUGAGAGCCAGGAGCAGCAGCAGCAGGACGGAGAAGAAGAGGAGGAGGAGGAAGAGGAGGAGGAGGAGAGGGAGGAAGAAGCUGUCGGGGAACGACAGAGGACUAGAAAGAGGAGUCGGAGGAGAGCUUACAGCCUGAGCCUGAUGGGAACGUCCGCAGACAGCGGGCUCUCUGUGACAGCGGCAGAGAUGGAGGGGAGGGUUUGGGACGGAGCGGCAGGAAGCCCGCAGUACAGCAACGCCCUCCACCACUUAUGGAUGAUGAACUACAACCGCAACACGCCCUACCUGAGCAGCGAUGACUCAGACAGUGACGACGAGGACAUGCUGGAGGAGCUGCAGGAGCUCAGAGAGAAACAUCUGACAGAGGUGCAGGCCCUGCAGGCCACUCAGAAGAGAGAGAUCGAGGAGCUGUAUGAGAAGAUGGGGAAGGUUCCCCCCGCCGGGAUCGUCUCUCCGGCUGCUAUGCUGUCCAGCCGACAGCGGCGCCUGUCCAAGGGGAGCGCCUUCCCCUCGUCCCGCAGGAACAGCCUGCAGCGGCUGGACAUGCUGCCGAUCCAGGGUAUCAUUAGGAGAAACUCCCUCGGAGGCAGCAGCAGCGGCUCCCAGGAUAAACCGAAUAAAGGUGUCACCUUCGCCACUGACAUCAGUAGAAUGUAAGAAACUGUCAGCCAAGCACGCUGUAUAUCUGGACUACCUCAUCUGAAGUGUGACUGCGGCGGUUCCGACCCGUCCUGCAGGAGGAUCGCUCCUCACUGGCACAGCCGUCAGCAAACUGCUUCCUCUCUGCCAGUGGUCACAAGGUUCUGCCAGAGGUCAUUUACCUCAACGAACACAGACUCAUCGUCAAGAAAGCUGGAUUUACACGGGAACUGUAACAUCCGGUCUUCAGCCCCUCGUCAGACCAGACUGUGUUGCAGCUGAAGGACAGAACUUCUACCAGUGGUUCAUGUUAAAAAUGACACGUUCGUUCUCUGGAGUGUCACAUCACAGGUUGUGUUAAGUCUUUAGCUUUAUCACAGUCCAGAGCUGCAGAGUUGUGGCACCUCCUGUGAUUUUGACUCAGCUGUUUUCCUCCUUGUCUGAUUCACUGCCGUUCAUCAAUCCGAGCACAGAAAUGUGAACCACAGUGAGGCUCUGACACCUUUACUGACAGUUGUCGUACACAAAACGACAACAUUUCGGAUUAUCUCGCAACUUAUUUGCUGUAGUUUGUUAAUGAUGUCUCAGCUCCUGCUGAAUGCACAGUGAAUACACUCUGAUUAUUGCCUUGUAGGGCCCGACGAGAGCAGAAUAGAUGCAUUGUACAGUUUGAUUUAUUCCUAUGUGUGUUAUGAAAACAUCUUUAGUUUCUCUAGUGAUAGGAUGACCUACAUUCUCUAGACUCUCUAUUCCUGACGCAUUUAAAUGUAGCCAGAAUGAUUUUUCACAUUGUACAGACGUUAAAUACGCAGGUGAUCAUUUCAUCAACACAUCACGAGGAUAAAAGAGCUGUACAGCAGUUAAAUGUUGGCAUGUUGCCUGCUCGAGCAGAUCAAAUUGGAAGAAACUUGGUGAAAUGAUGCAAAGACGUCACACAUCAAUGAAAUAAUGAUUUCUUUGUAUUGAUCAGUUGUGAAUAAGGUUUCAGACUACUGGCUUUCCUGUUGAUUGUACAUGUGUAUAUAGUAGAAUGCAUUUUUAGAUCAUGUUUACAUGUUACGAGUAAACUGAACCUUAACUCUCGCUCAAGCAAAAAUAAUAUUUGACGCUUGUUCCUUAGAUCAAGCACCUUGUGCACUUUAGUCAAAUUCUACUUUAGUUCUCAAUCAUUUAACACUUUGGUGGGUGAGACUGUGUUCACUCCAGGAGGCGCUGAUGUUUCCUGGUGUUUUUCCGUCAGGGAGGGAGAGGAUAUACUCUGGUUUAUGUUUGAUCACAAUAUUUCAGACUGGUCACAGUGAUGAUGGUGAUACGGAAGAGGAUAAGGACCACUGGGGGGAAAAAUGGGUUCUGACUUCUUCUCUAAGAAAGUCAUAGCUCAGAGCAAAAAAAGUUUAAAAAACUGAGGGAAAAAAGUCUGAAUUCUGAAAUGUAAGUGUAAAUUCUGAGAUGAAAGACAUAAUUCUUAGGAAAAAAGUCUGUACUCAAUGUAUUAAUCUUUACAGUGGCCCUGAUCCUCUUCCAUAUGAUCAUCUACCUGCCCACAGUUUUAAAUAAUCAGUCCAAGCUGUGAAUGUGUAGCUGUUGCCUUAUAAAAAUAUUCACACAACACACACUGAACUUUUUCUGGCAGUGAAACUCCUGUAAGAUUUUCCCAAAGUUCAUAAUAAUAAUAAUAAUAAUAUAUUCAGAGAGGUUUCAAAAUUUUGAAUGUAAAAAUAUAUAAAAUUGUAUUGCUUUCUGAAGCUGCUGCUGUCCUGCCAUGCUGAAUCUGUGCCUUUCCCUUAUAAUGUCUUAUUUUAUAUUUCUACUCUUGAGAUUUGGUGGCAAGAUCGGACUCCAUAUAUUAUUAAAUUUUGACAGAAAUAAAAACAAAUGUAAAUACCGCA